GCGCGAUUUCCAACUGCUGUGGUCCAGCGGACAGGCGACGCUCGAAUUUCGCAAGUUAGACAUUGUCGAGGUUUGGCGAGUGCUAAGAAAUAUACCCUGCUACCGUUUUCCAAACUCCACUCGAAAAUCAAAAGUGCCAAUUUUCGAAAAAUCUCAAAUAUCUUAAAAUACACGUAACACUCUGUUUUUGUGACCUCCCGCGAGUGUUGAUUUAUUUGUUGAGCUUAAGUGCGGGUGUAGCGCACGUUUUGGCUUUAUUUUGUUCGAGUUCAAUGUGUGAGUGAAAAUUCGGAAACAGAAAGUGCAGCGCCCUCCAAAUAAAAAACACGUGCCACAUUUCUCGGAGCCGUAGAGUCCGAGGUAAUUGAAUAAACGAUCCACAAUCACGAGUCAAUGUGUGAAGGCGGACUCUUCAGCGGCUGUGAAGGAGAGUAAUUGAUAAUAUUGAAUGCUGGCAGGACAUUGCCGAGUGAAAUCCAUUAGUUAACUGACAAUCACCUGUGAACCGGAGAGUACGUAGAGACAGUUUAAUACGCAUUCAACAAAUAAGAAGUUUACAGCGGAUUAAUCAGUUCAGUGAAUGCCACGUGUCUGUUUAGAACACUCUGUUGGCUGCCUGUCCUAAUAAAAAGGGAUAUGGAAACAGGAGGAAACAGGAGACGAGGAUAAACAGACGGCAGCAGAGAGACACAGGAAGAGAGACGCAGGAACAGGAAGUGCAACAGAGAGACGGAGGACAGGGGACAGGAGACAGGAGAGACAAGGAAAAUGUGCAAAGGUAGCAAUUUAAGGACGUCAGCAGCGCUGGUAAACUUAUUAGCGAAAUGCACGAAGUCAACAAACGGACAGGCGGCAGUCCUCGCAGAGGAAAAGGAAUCGGAAAAUCAGGGGAACCUCGUGCCGCAAAAACAACGAGCUAAACGUCAAAACAAGCAGCAGCAACAUCCACAGCAGUAUCCACAGAUGCUGCAGCAACAGCAGCAGCAGCAGUGGCAGGAGCCACAUCAGGAGCAGCAUAAUCAGCGCCAGCAACAAGGACGUCAAAUAGAGCAAAUGGCAAUGGGGACAAAUGAAGAGGCGGCGGCUGCCAAGGAGCACGAACACCAGACCAAACCGACAGACUCCGAAUGCAAAGGCAAACACAAACACCAGCACCAGGACCAGGACCAGGACCAGGACCAGCAUCAGCAGCAACACCAACACCAACACCAACGAAAGCCCAAUAAUGUAGCCGGCGUACAGCAACAUGUCCUGCGGUUGCAGUUGGAGCUGCACUUGCUCCUGUGCGCCCUGUUGCCGGCUGUCCUGCUGCUGGGGCUGCUGCCCCUGCCGCCGGGCGCCGCAGCCUCGAUGACACCUUCGGCUAGGAUCUCCAGUGCCAAAGGCCCGGCACGUGAGCUCCUCUUCGCCGAGAUGGGCGGUGGAGGCGUCGGGGUCGGUAUUGGAAUGGGAGUUGGUGGCUCCCCCGGCGGAGCAGCCUCCUCGGCUGGCGGUGGUCCUGCUACAGGACUCACUGGGGGAGAAGGAGGGGGUGCGGCUGGCAUCGAGUGCCCCAGCUUCGACAACACCGCCUGUCCCUGCUACAAGUUCGAGGAUGGACUAUUCCUGGAGUGUCCUGGCACGACGGCGAUAUCGCUGCGCUCAACCCUCGAGCGAAUAUCGGCGCCGAUCCACUCGCUGUCCAUCUACGACUUCGACCGCUCGGUGACGUCACUAUCGCAGGACGUCUUCCAGCCCGGCGUCCAUAUCCGGCACCUGCAGUUCUCCCACUCGCACCUGGAGGCGCUCAAGGACAACAGUCUGCGCAACGUCCGCUCGAGCCUGGAGUCGCUCAGCAUUGUCAAUGGCAAACUAAUGCAGAUGCCAUCCCGAGCUUUGAGCUCGAUGCAAAAGCUGACGGCCCUUGAUUUCGACUACAACGAGAUCGUGCGGGUGGAGGACUACAGCUUCUACGGACUGCGGAUCUCCAAACUGAAUCUGAAGGGUAACCGGCUGCAGGGAAUGCCGGAGCACGCCUUUGCCGGGCUGGAGGAGUGCAUGCAGGAGAUAGACAUCUCGGAAAACGGACUGCGGACCUUUCCACUGAUGGCUCUCCGGAAACUGGACCACCUGCGAAUAUUGCGACUCUCAAACAACCGGAUUCCCACCUUCUACGGGGACAUCCAGUUGGCCACAAACAAUGCCUCGGCGGCGGCUGCCGCAGUUGGUGCGUUCCAGCUACCAUCCUUAAUUUUUCUGGACCUGAGCUCCAAUCAGUUUGCCGAAAUCGGAGACGACUGCUUCAGGGCCUUUCCCCAACUAAAAACUCUCUCCUUCUACGCCAAUCAGAUAGAGUUGGUCCAAGCGGAGGCUUUCAAAAGCCUGCGUGAGCUCAUGUCCCUGGACAUGUCACACAACAGGAUUAUAGCAUUGGAUCCCAAGGUAUUUGAGAGGAAUAAGAGACUGCAAACGGUGGAUCUCAGUCACAAUCACAUACACGCUAUCGGCGGGGUGUUUUCGGAUCUACCGCAACUAAGAGAGGUCUUCCUGAGUGAGAACAACAUUCUGGAGCUGCCGGCAGAUGCGUUUACCAACUCGACAAAUGUCGAUGUCAUUUAUCUGGAGUCCAAUGCCAUAGCCCAUAUAGAUCCAAAUGUCUUUAGCACCUUGGUUAACCUCGAUCACCUGUACUUGAGGUCAAACUUUAUACCCCUCUUACCCGUAACCCUGUUUGACAAGAGCACUAAGCUCACGUCCCUGUCCUUGGACAACAAUGAAAUCCAGGACCUAGAGAUAGGCAUGUUCCGGAAGUUGGAGCACCUGCGGGAGGUAAGACUGCACAACAAUCGUAUCCGUCGGGUGAGAAGGGGCGUGUUUGAGCCACUGCCCUCCCUUCAAGAGUUGCACAUUCAGAAGAACAGUAUUGAGGAUAUAGAACCGCAGGCGUUCCACACCUUGGAAAACAUGCAGCACAUUAAUCUGCAGGAUAAUCAACUAACCGUACUGGAGGACAUCUUUCCAGACGAAAAUUCCUCCCUACUUUCGGUGCAGCUGGAGGCAAAUUACCUCCACAAAGUUCACCCACGCACAUUUCGUCGGCAGCAGAAGGUGCAAAUUAUGUGGCUAAAAGACAAUCAGUUGACCAGAGUGGAAAGGUCCUUUUUCGCUGAUACUCCUCAAUUGGGGAGGCUGUAUCUGAGCGACAAUAGGAUAAGAGAUAUAGAAAAGGACACUUUUGUAAACCUUUUACUGCUGCAAUUCCUUGACUUAAGUGGCAAUCAACUGAGGCAACUAAGAAGGGAUUAUUUCGCACCCCUCCAGGGCCUCGAGGAACUUAGUCUAGCCCGAAAUUACCUAGAGGCCAUAGAAGGUUAUGCCUUUGCCAAGCUUAAGAAUCUGAAGUCCCUGGAUCUUUCUCACAAUCCGCUGGUGCAAAUAACUCGAGAUAUUUUCCUAGAUGAAUUGCCCUUAAACUCCCUGAAUUUGGCCAAUUGUUCUCUAAGAAAACUAGAGCAACAUGCGUUUAAAUCACUUACCAAUCUAAAUGAGCUUAAUCUGGAAAAAAACCAACUGAAUCCAGCGGAUAUCCAAAAGCUAGAUAUACCAAAUCUCAGAAGACUGCAUUUGAGCCAUAACAACUUCAGCUAUGUCGGAUCGGUUGGCAUCAUGGCUGGAAUGUUUGAUAGACUCCGCUCAUUGCAGCAACUCUCUAUGUCCAAUUGUAGUUUGGGGCAAAUACCCGAUUUGCUAUUUGCCAAAAACACAAAUUUGGUAAGACUAGACUUGUGUGACAACCGACUGACCCAGAUGAAUCGGAAUAUUUUCAGUGGGCUGAAUGUGUUUAAGGAACUGAAGCUCUGCAGAAAUCAACUCUCCGAGUUUCCACACAUUGCUCUCUAUAAUCUGAGCACGCUGGAAAGCCUGGACCUAGCCCGAAACCAGUUGGCCUCGAUUGACUUCUUCAAGCUAAGCGGAACCUUAAAUCUCAGGCAACUAAUCCUGAGAGACAAUAAGAUUACCGCCUUGAGUGGCUUUAAUGCCGUUAACCUUACCCAGCUGGACAGUGUGGACUUGAGUGGCAACUUGUUGCUCUCCUUGCCGGCCAAUUUCCUGCGUCACUCGAUCAAUUUGCAGAAGGUGGACUUGUCCAGCAAUCGAUUCCUGCAAAUACCCUCAUCAGCCUUGUCGGAUGUUUCAAUACCACGCCUCUCAUGGUUGAACUUGACUGGCAACCCUAUUAACAGAAUUUAUACUGUGAAGGAAGAGCGGUAUCCCUACCUCAAGGAACUCUACAUUUGUCAGACGAACCUUUCCAUACUCACAUCCAAGGAUUUCGAAGCCUUUCAAGCGUUACAGCACCUCCAUUUGGUGAACAACAGAAUUACCAGAAUUUCCCCUGGCGCCUUUAAGUCACUGACCAAUCUGCUCACUCUGGACUUGAGCGUCAAUGAGUUGGAAAUGCUGCCCAAAGAGCGAUUGCAAGGACUUCGUCUGCUGCGUUUCCUCAAUAUUUCCCAUAACACCCUCAAGGAUCUGGAGGAGUUCAGUGCCGAUCUCUCGGAGAUGCAAACUCUGGACCUGAGCUUCAACCAGCUGGAUCGUAUUUCAAAGAAGACCUUCAAAAAUCUGCACGGUCUGCUGGAACUACUCCUCAUGGGCAAUCGGAUGACGGUUCUAUCAAACGACGCCUUCCGGUUCUUAAGGAAACUGCAUGUUCUGGAUCUGCGAAAAAAUUAUUUCGAGCUAGUGCCGUUGGAUCCACUUAGGCCCCUGGAAACCAAUCUUAGAACCCUUAGGCUGGAGGAGAAUCCACUGCAUUGCAGCUGUGACGCCCAGAAGCUCUGGGAAUGGUUGCGGGAUCAUCGUAAAUGGUCGCUUUCCACGGGCUCCAGCGCAGGGGGAGGAGUUGGCGGACUGACCGGACGGCUGGGCGGUGAUUCCAUUAAUUACCUAAGGUGCGAACACCCGACGGAGCUGCGGGGCAAGGUGUUCGGCACGAUGGAACCGCAGCAGUUUUGCGACGCGCCGCUAAUACCCAAAAUGGCCAUCCAGGACAUUCAGCCCUACUCGGUGGUCGUGUCCUGGCAGAGCCGCGACCAUUUGGGCCUCAAUGGCUUCGAAAUUGUUUACCACGCCACUGGCGACGGGCUUGUUCCGGACGGAUCUCCAACGAACCGUGAGCGGGACGGUCACAGGGACAGGGGUCACGACCCCGACAGGCAGCGAAGCAGGGAGCAGGAGCAGCGCGCACGAGAGCGGGAUCGGGAGAGGGAACGGGACAGGGAGCGGUUCCCCGUCGCCACCGAUGAGGUCCACGGCAAGAGGCUAAAUGGAACGGCCAGCUCGACGAAGCUAACCAAGCUGAGCCCCAAUACACGCUAUCACAUCUGUGUCAUCGGAAGCGGUAAUUGGCUCUCGGAGCCGCUGGCAAACGCUCUGCAACGGCUCCAUGCCAACGAGUCCUUGCGUGAGGAGGAGGCGGUGAUGAUGGCGGCGCCUCUGCCCGAGUCCUUUUCGCCUUAUCAGCACCAGCAUCAGCACAACCGGAACGCAAAUAGCAACACCAAUGCAGCCAUGGUCCAGGACCACAGCCACAACCACGACCAGAAUCCUGACCAGGACCUGGACAACGCCAUCGGUCAGGACCACGCCCUGAUGGAGGUGCUCAAGAACUCCCACAUCUCCGCCUGCACGGAUGUCCAGACACUAGACUCCACGCCCAGCUUGGUCACCGACGAGAACGGGCUUUCCAGCAAUGGUUUCAUUCGCUCCAUCCUGACCAGAAGAUUGGGCCUGAUUGUGGGAUGUUGCCUGGGCAUCAUAGUGUUCAUCGUAAUGAUCUCGGUGCUAAGUUAUGUCAAGCUGAAGAAGCAGCGCAUCGAAAACGCCAAGCGGCAGGCCGCCCUGCCGCCGGAGUAUAUAUCCUACAGGCACUUCUCCAUCCCCAAUGAAGAGCUGACCAGGACCGCUGCCAAUGCGGGAGCAGUAGCAGCAGCAGCCUCAGCGAAUAAUUCAAAUAACUCCAAUAAUACGACCGACGCGGGUGGCUCGCCGCACGUGUCCAGUGUGCCCAGCGGCAUUAGUGCGCACAUCAGUGGGACCAGCCUCAGCACAGGCACGGGCACCGGCUCCACAACCACCACGGCCACCACGCCCAUUGGGGGCGUGCCGAUUGUUGGGGUGCCUCUGGGCAAGGCGGGAAGUCCCCUUGUGGGUGUGGGUGUGGGCGUGGGAGCGGGCUUGGUGGUGGCCGACUCCUCUGUGGACGUAGGUCACGCCCACGCCCACGCGCACAACCACCACAACCACGCCCACGCUCACGCCCAUGCCCACCGGCAGAAUAACGGUUACAUGGCGGCGGGCGUGGUGCUAAAUACAAACCACUUGAGCGUGUGUUAGUCGCACCACCAGAAGGAUUAGGUAAAUACUAGAAGCGUGGGUGCAGGUGCCGAGUUGAGGGGUGUUACAUUUCUAAAAGAUAUUUUUGCAUUUCAAUCAAUUUCACAUUCAGCUUGAAACGCAUCCCUAAUUGACCCUUUCCAAAUGUCCUUUUUAAAAAUUAGGCGGUCCCAAAUGUUAACUUACCCCCUCAACACCGUUUGAGGUGACCUCAAGGUGAUCUCCCAAUCAUGGGCUACAUUUAAGUGCACACAGCACUACUUGAAAUAUGAAAUUUGUUUCAAUCAGCCAACGAUGGCGAGAUAUUGCAAGUAUUUACAAAACAUUAAUGCCCAGCUAGCGCAGCGAUUCUGUACAUCCAGCUUUUCUGAAAAUACCGAAACGUAUUCGCUUACCCAUUCGCAAAUAAAUGAGUUAUAAGAGGAUCUACCGCAUGUGCAGGCUGCAUUAUUUGACAUUGAACACUCAAAUCCGAUUUUAAUAAUUAAAUGGAUGGCGUGAUUUAUUGGAAUUUUAAGUGAAUUCAUCCACUUCAGCACCCCUUUCAAAUCAAAUCUGCAAUCCCUAAAAAAACCGAGCAAAAUUGGGCAGAAGCUCGCAUAUUUCAUAUUCGAAAUGGAAUCAAAAACUUUUACCAAUCAGAGCAAGCGCAAAGCAGUUUUAUGUUCUUCAAUGUGCCCAACAUGCAUUUAAUUUACGAUAGGAGGUGCCAAAAAAGGCAAAUAAAUUUAAAUAUAGAAAAAUGAAGAAAAUCUAGGUUAGUGAUAAUUACGAUGAUGCGUUCAACGUUCGUUUAGUUAUGACAAUUGAAGGUAGAGCACAAUGCGAGUAUCGUAAGGCAAUUUGGCAUUUUCAAUGUAAAUAAAGUGGAAUCAAAGCAAAAUCUCAGCCGUAAUGUUGCAUCUAAAUCAAAUUAAGCUCUAUAUAAUGAUAUCUGUAAGAACUACACACAAGGCCGUAAAGAUAUAUAAAUAUAAUUACCUGUAAUGGAAAGCACA
Messenger RNA from Drosophila yakuba, 7376 nucleotides. RefSeq names its product chaoptin. The record is from RefSeq and is a predicted model, not a curated record. The coding region runs from base 769 to 6378 and encodes 1869 amino acids. Gene Ontology annotation, molecular function: protein binding. The transcript has 12 exons. Lineage: Eukaryota; Metazoa; Arthropoda; Insecta; Diptera; Drosophilidae.